This is a messenger RNA of Mesorhabditis belari, 795 nucleotides long. The record is from the annotation of a GenBank genome assembly. Lineage: Eukaryota; Metazoa; Nematoda; Chromadorea; Rhabditida; Rhabditidae.
AUGUUUUUCUCGAUUGGAGUUGCUGACGUGGCCUCUCUUUUCAUCAACGCAAUCCUUCGCCAUCUCACCGUUUACAAGAUUGGACCUGAGGAGGCAAGGAGAAAAGCAAUGAUCAAAAAUUCUUUCCAGACUUGGGAAUGGCUUUAUCGAGUUGCUUAUCUUGUCUCAGCUCUUGUCUUCUAUGUUCAUUUCCUUGGACAUUGUUUCCUUUCGCUUAAUCGAUUCACUUCAGUGCUUUUACCGGGAUAUCAUCGAAAAUUCUGGGCUCAUAGCACAAAAUGGUUUAUCUUUGCGAAAUGGUUUGCCGCUUUUGCUUUGAUCUCUUAUCGAUUAACAGCUCGAUUGAAUUUCGUUGAUCAAAACGAUGGGACUUAUUUGGUGGACGGUUACAACAAUGCGGCUAUCCGUGUGCUAUCACAUCUUGUUUCGGGAACAGUUUGUGGUGUGUCAACGAUGAUCUCGAUGUUUCUCUCAAUGAUUACUCUUGCUCAACUCUAUUGUUUAAGGACAAAGUUCUAUCGAGUACAUACUGUGAACAAUUAUGACAAGGAAAAGCUUGCUUGGAUUGGAAAGCAAUACUUUUGGAUAAAUGAUAUUUUGGUGUUCUCCAAUCUCUACACGUUGAUCAUUUGUUGUUGGCCAGUCGCUUCUAUACUACAAGAAGCGAAAUGGACGCUGCUCGUUCCCCGUCAAAAGAGCUCAGCGAUGCAGGCCACUUUCGGGAAUGUUUAUUCGAUGAGAGUUCAAUGGAGUAUCUACGCAUCAACUUUUGAAGCUUUACAGAAAUUCAUUCGA